Molecule: messenger RNA, 1635 nt
Organism: Musca domestica (house fly)
Lineage: Eukaryota; Metazoa; Arthropoda; Insecta; Diptera; Muscidae
Product: putative inorganic phosphate cotransporter
Exons: 4
Coding region: 105-1565 (486 amino acids)
Biological process (GO): transmembrane transport; monoatomic anion transport
Cellular component (GO): plasma membrane
Molecular function (GO): transmembrane transporter activity
Source: RefSeq, a predicted model, not a curated record
GGUACAACGAUUUGUUAAACGCCCAGUGUGACGCCAAGCGGGCAGGAUAUUUUAGAGCGGAUUAUUAUUUUUCUUUUUUUUUUUUGGCUUAGAAAAACUUAAGGAUGACAACAGCUGGUUCAAAAGGACCCCUAAUUGGUCAGAGACAUGUCCAAGCAGUCUUGCUAUUUUUUGGAAUUGCCAUAAAUUACAUGACCAAAUACAGUGCCAGCAUAUCAUUGGUGGCCAUGACGAAUGCUUUAACCACAAAUCCGAAUUUUCCGCAAUACGAUUGGAGUGAAACGGAAAAAUCGUAUAUAUUAUCCAGUUUCUUUUGGGGUUAUGUUGUUACCCAACUUCCAGCGGGUUAUGUGUGUAAACGCUAUGGCGCCAAAGCAACAUUGUUGGCUGCAACACUUGGCUCUUCAUUGGUGGGCCUAGUUCUACCCUUCACCUUGAAAUGGGGCGAUUGGCAAAUAUUUUGUGCCGUUCGAGUUUUGCAAGGUCUGCUGCAGGGCUUUGAUUUGGCCGCAGCCUAUGCACAUUUGGCCAAUUGGUGCCCGGUGAAAGAACGUAAUCGUUUGGGUGCCUUGGCCAAUUCGGGUAUUGAAUGUGGCACUCUAUUGGGUAUGUUAGUAAGUGGCAUCAUUGCAACUUCCAGCCUAGGCUGGCCGGGAAUUUCUUAUAUAGCAUGUGCAGCUGGCAUAAUUUGGUGCGGGUUAUGGGAGAUUCUCGGUUCCAGUACACCCAAUACCUCUAAAUUGAUAACUCCUGAAGAGAGGCUGUACAUUCUGACUUCAUUGGAGAAAAAAGCUUCGGAAGACAGUGAAGCCACUCGGAAAUCAAUACCCAUACCAUGGAAGGCUAUUUUAACCUCCCCACCUGUUUGGGCCCUGCUGGUGGCUCGCAGUUCCGAGGCCUGGUGUUUUUCGGCAAUACAAGCUGCCAUACCAAACUACAUGAACGGAGUGUUUGCCAUGGAUAUGAAAAGUAAUACUUUCUAUUCCGCCUUACCCUUCAUAGUGUUGUGGAUAAUGUCCUAUGUAUAUUUGGUGCUGGCUGAUGUGCUCUUGAAUUACAAGGUGCUGACUUUGAAUGGUCUGAGAAAAACAUACAACUCCAUUUCAUUUUGGAUACCGGCAGCAUGCCUUUUUGGUUUGGGCUUAUUGGAGGUACAACAACAGGUUUUGGCUGCCAUUUUGCUGAUAGUGAUUGUGGCCACCAAUGCUGGCAAUAUGAUUGGCAGUGGCCUAAAUGUCAUCGACCUAUCUCCAAAUCACACCGGUAUUGUGAUGAGUCUUAUAAAUGCCACGGCAACCAUAAUGCCAAUUCUAACGCCCAUAGUGGCGAGUGCCAUUGUCGAGGAUAAUUCCAAUUACAGACAAUGGCAAAUCUUGUUUGCCAUCUGUGGCAGUGUUUACACUGUGGGUAAUAUAAUCUAUCUGAUUUCGGGAUCCACCGAUCCUCAGCCAUGGAAUGAUCCAGAUUUUCUUUUGCAUAGAAGUCAAAAUGAUUAUGAACCGAGUUUGGACGAUCAGCCGUCAGGGAGUAAAGUUGCAAUUGAAAUUAAUAAAAUUGGAGAUUGAACCCUCAACAAGUGGUCAUGGGUUAAAAUUGUUCCUUUGUGUUUUUAUUUUUUAUAAAUAUUACACCAUU